Molecule: messenger RNA, 1077 nt
Organism: Setaria italica (foxtail millet)
Lineage: Eukaryota; Viridiplantae; Streptophyta; Magnoliopsida; Poales; Poaceae
Product: ervatamin-B
Exons: 1
Coding region: 1-1077 (358 amino acids)
Cellular component (GO): lysosome
Molecular function (GO): cysteine-type endopeptidase activity
Source: RefSeq, a predicted model, not a curated record
AUGGCCGCGUUAGUCGUGGCCAUUGUGCUAGCCACUACGCUUAUUGCAACGCGUGCCGUGCACUUCACCGAGGAUGACCUAGCGUCAGAGGCGUCCAUGUGGGCGUUGUACGAGCGCUGGUGCGCGCACUACAAUGUGGCGCGGGACGUCGUCGGUGAGAAGACCUGGCGGUUUAACGUGUUCAAAGAGAACGCGCGCGUCAUCCACCAGUUCAACCAAGGCGACGACAAGCCCUACAAGCUGAGCCUCAACCGCUUCGGCGACAUGACCGACGACGAGACCCGCAGCGCCUACGCGUGCUCCAGAAUCAUGGCGCCCCACCGCAGCACGUUGGGUAGCGGGAGGCGCUGCCUGGGCGGGUUCGCGCACGGUGCCGCCGCCGUCACCGGGCAUGAUGACCUCCCGGCGGCAGUGGACUGGAGCGAGAAGGGACAUGGCCGCCGUCCGGUGUACGUGACGGACGCCAAGGACCAAGGGCAGGAUUGCGGGUGCUGCUGGGCCUUCGCGGCGACCGCGGCGGUGGAGAGCAUCAACGCCAUCAGGACGAAGAACCUGGUGUCGCUGUCGGAGCAACAGGUGGUCGACUGCGACACCAGCAACAACGGUUGCAAUGGUGGCCUGGCGACCAAGGCCUUCGACUACAUCAUCAAGAACGGCGGCAUCGCGUCCGAGAGCGCCUACCCGUACAAAGGCAAGCAGAGCUCCUGUGCCAAGGUUACUACGUCCCCCGUCGUAACCAUCGACGGUUACGAGCAGGUGCCGUCGUACGACGUGAUCGCGCUGAUGAAGGCGGUGGCGGCCCAACCCGUGGUCGUGACAGUCCAGGCCGACGAGGUACCCUUCAAGCGCUACGGAGGUGGUGUCUUCUGGGGCCCAUGCGGGACGAACCUAGGACACGCGAUGACAUUGGUGGGGUAUGGAACCACCGACUCCGGCGAAAACUAUUGGAUUGUCAAGAACUCGUGGGGUGAUAGCUGGGGCGAGAACGGGUUCAUCCGCAUGAAGCGUGAUGUAACCGCUAGGGAGGGGCUCUGCGGCAUCCUCAUGGAUGCGUCCUACCCCGUGAAGCACGCCUAG